Messenger RNA from Populus nigra (black poplar), 1444 nucleotides. RefSeq names its product delta(12)-fatty-acid desaturase FAD2-like. The record is from RefSeq and is a predicted model, not a curated record. NCBI's taxonomy places the organism in Eukaryota, Viridiplantae, Streptophyta, Magnoliopsida, Malpighiales, Salicaceae. The transcript has a single exon. Gene Ontology annotation, biological process: lipid metabolic process. The coding region runs from base 106 to 1290 and encodes 394 amino acids. Gene Ontology annotation, molecular function: oxidoreductase activity, acting on paired donors, with oxidation of a pair of donors resulting in the reduction of molecular oxygen to two molecules of water.
CAACGUCAGCAACUUUUGAGCUUGCAUCUACGUACGUAGUUAUAUAGAAUUAGAUUCAGAUCAGAAUGCUAAAGCUAGACCAAAAAAUUUACAUCUCAAUUGAUCAUGUUUUCAGGAUUUGCAAGGAAGCUUAAGUUUAACAGAACUAUGGGAGCCAAGGGAGUGUUUAACCCUAAUAUCAAGGGUGAAGAAAAAGAAAGCUUCAGCCAUAUCAAGAAAGUUCCAGGCACGAAGCCUCCAUUCACACUUAGCCAAAUCAAGAAGGCCAUCCCACCCCAUUGCUUUGAAAGAUCCCUUCUCCGUUCAUUCUCCUAUGUGGUUUAUGACCUGUUGAUAAGCUCUCUUUUGGGCUAUAUUGCCAUCACUUACUUCCACCUCCUACCAUCUCAUCUUGCCUAUAUUGCAUGGCCAAUCUACUGGAUUCUCCAAGGCUGCAUUCUCACUGGUCUGUGGGUCAUUGCUCAUGAAUGUGGUCACCAUGCCUUCAGUGACUACCAGUGGGUCGAUGACACAGUUGGCUUAAUCCUCCACUCUGCACUUUUUGUCCCAUACUUUUCAUGGAAAUACAGCCACCGCCGCCAUCACUCAAAUAUAGGGUGCCUCGACCUCGACGAAGUGUUCGUCCCGAAGCCCAAGUCCCAAAUCCCAUGGUAUUCCAUGUACCUAAACAAUCCACCAGGCCGAGCUUUAGGUCUUGCUGUCAAACUUCUGCUUGGCUGGCCCUUAUACCUAACCUUCAACGCCUCCGGGCGACCUUACGAUCGCUUUGCUUGUCACUACGAUCCCUACAGCCCCAUAUAUUCUGAUCGUGAAAGGCUUCAUAUUUACAUAUCUGAUCUAGGCAUCUUUGCUACAACAUUUGUGCUCUACCGCAUUGCUAUAACACAAGGACUAGCAUUUGUGAUGAGCAUUUAUGGGGUACCAUUAAUUUUUGUUAAUGGAUUCCUUGUCACCAUCACAUACUUGCAGCACACUCAUCCUUCAUUGCCACAUUAUGAUUCCACUGAAUGGGAAUGGCUUAGAGGAGCUUUGGUAACUGUGGACAGGGACUAUGGGAUUCUGAACAAGGUCUUCCAUAACAUUGCAGACACACAUGUAGCUCACCAUCUUGUAGCUACAAUACCUCAUUAUCAUGCAAUGGAGGCUACUAUAGCAAUCAAGCCAAUACUGGGUGAGUACUACCAGUUUGAUUCUACUCCAUUUUACAAGGCUUUAUGGAGGGAGGCAGGAGAGUGUUUGUAUGUUGAGCCAGAUGAAAAGGGUGUUUUCUGGUUCAGGAACAAGUUCUAAUGUUUCUGCCAUUAAUAUCAAGAUAGCUAGGCUAGGUAAGCCUGAAAAAGGACGAAUAUGCCGUGUUUUGUUUAAUGUUUAUCCAUGAUGAAGGGAAAACGGGUAGCCUUCUUAAGGUGUUGUUUGGGCUAUAAAUUAAUGAAGAAAAAAAUUU